Lachnellula hyalina is the source of this 7308-nucleotide messenger RNA. It is a transcript of the gene tor2, whose product is annotated as Serine/threonine-protein kinase. Lineage: Eukaryota; Fungi; Ascomycota; Leotiomycetes; Helotiales; Lachnaceae. Gene Ontology annotation, cellular component: TORC2 complex; TORC1 complex; nucleus. Gene Ontology annotation, molecular function: protein binding; protein-containing complex binding; protein serine/threonine kinase activity. Bases 1 to 7308 code for a protein of 2435 amino acids. The record is from RefSeq and is a predicted model, not a curated record. Gene Ontology annotation, biological process: protein phosphorylation; negative regulation of macroautophagy; TOR signaling. The transcript has 5 exons.
AUGCCCCUCAAACCUCUAGCCUGGAUCCUGGACGCAAAUACUGACGGUGAGAGUAGUAACAAUGAUGAGACACGCAAGAGAGCUGCUCUAGAACUGAGAGAUCUGGUGAUAGUCUCCUCAAGAGAACUAAACUCUGACGACACACAAGACCUACCCCAGGAACGAUUCCAGGAAUUAUACAAUCUCGUGAAUCAGCGAAUUACACAACUUAUAAGUCAUGGCAACGACCCUGCCGACCGUCUUGGUGGCAUCCAUGCGCUCGACGCGCUCAUUGAUUUCGAUGGCGUUGAUGUGGGACAGAAGACAACCCGAUUUACACAGUCACUGCGAACCGUACUGAGAGGGAAAGAUCUGGUGCCUAUGCAACCGGCUGCUGUGGCACUAGGAAAAAUUUGUAGACCUGGAGGCUCACUUAUAUCAGAUCUCGUGGAAGCGGAGAUCAAAACGGCGUUGGAGUGGCUGCAGUCGGACCGUGUUGAAGAACGACGAUACAGUGCAGUUCUUGUGCUGAGAGAACUUGCCCGCAACGCCCCUACUCUUGUAUAUGGAUUUGUGAGCCUCAUAUUUGAUCAGAUAUGGGUUGGACUACGCGAUCAACGACUGCUCAUCCGACAGACAGCAGCCGAGGCUAUCAGUGCCUGCUUCCAAAUCAUCAGAGAGAGGGAUCAGAACAUGCGUCAGCAAUGGCAGUCAAAGAUAUACGAGGAGGCAGUCCAAGGGGUGAGACAAGCGUCGGUUGAAUACAUCCAUGGCUCACUGCUUGUAAUCAAAGAGCUACUCCAACAAGGAGGCAUGUUCAUGCAUGAACACUACCAAGAGGUUUGCGAGAUAGUGUUCCGACACAAAGACCACCGGGAUUACCAGAUCCGCCGAACUGUCGUCUUAUUGAUUCCAGAGUUGGCGAAUUACUCACCUACGGAGUUCGCCUCGUCAUACCUCCAUAAAUUUAUGGUUUUCCUCUCCGGCAUGCUGAAGAAGGACAAGGACCGAAAUGAUGCGUUCUUAGCCAUCGGAAACAUUGCAAAUGCUGUCAAGAGCGCAAUUGCACCAUAUUUAGACGGUGUGCUGAUAUACGUCCGCGAGGGGUUGAGUCUCAAAUCACGACGAAGUGGUACCGUAGAUCCGGUUUUUGACUGUAUCAGCAGACUCGCUGUUGCUGUUGGCCAGACUCUCAGCAAAUACAUGGAAGCCCUCUUGGAUCCCAUCUUUGCUUGCGAAUUGACUCCAAAACUCACCCAAGCUCUGGUGGAUAUGGCAUUCUAUAUCCCACCAGUAAAAUCAACCAUCCAAGAGCGACUUUUAGACAUGCUGAGUAAAGUGCUCUGUGGCGAACCUUUCAAACCUCUAGGCGCACCUACUCCAAAUAGCAUUGCGGCAGCUCCUGUUGUUCCCAAGGACUCGAAAGACCCUCAGGCAUACGAGCACAGGCAAGCGGAGAUUAAGCUUGCCUUGAACACUCUAGGCAGCUUCGAUUUCUCAGGUCACGUGUUGAAUGAGUUCGUCCGUGAUGUUGCUAUAAAAUAUGUGGAGGACGAGAACCCAGAUAUCCGCGAGGCGGCAGCAUUGACUUGUUGCCAACUGUAUGUCAGAGACCCAAUUGUCAACCAGACCAGCCAUCAUGCAAUCCAGGUUGUUAGCGAAGUCAUCGAGAAACUGCUUACUGUCGGAGUUGCGGAUCCUGACGCAAGUAUCCGACGAACUGUACUUGCGGCUCUAGACGAGCGCUUCGAUCGGCAUCUUGCUAAGGCUGAAAACAUUCGAACUCUGUUUUUUGCCCUCCACGACGAAGUCUUCGCCAUAAGAGAAGUAGCAAUUGCUAUCAUCGGUCGCUUGACACACGUCAACCCAGCAUAUGUAAUUCCCUCUUUACGCAAAGUACUCAUUCAAAUGCUUACGGAGCUGGAAUUUUCUGAUGUGGCGAGAAAUAAGGAGGAAAGCGCAAAAUUAUUAAGUCUUUUGGUGCAGAACUCCCAAAGAUUGAUAAAGCCUUACGUGGACCCGAUGAUCUCUGUUUUACUCCCAAAAGCCCAAGAUCCAAGUCCUGCAGUUGCUUCGACAAUCUUGAAGGCUAUUGGUGAUCUAGCAACCGUCGGAGGAGAGGAUAUGCUUCCAUAUAUCGACAAACUCAUGCCGAUCAUCAUUGAAGCGUUGCAAGAUCAGAGCUCGUCUGCGAAACGUGAAGCUGCCCUGCGAACCCUGGGUCAAUUGGCCAGCAAUUCCGGCUAUGUCAUCAAGCCUUACCUAGAUUACCCCUCACUGCUCGAAAUUCUCCAAGGUAUCAUCCGGACAGAGCCUCAACGAGGACCGCUUCGCCAAGAAACCAUCAAACUUCUGGGUAUCCUUGGGGCCCUUGAUCCCUAUAAACACCAACAAGUCGAAGAGAGGUCGCCCGAGAUGCAGCUACGUCUCGAAUCGAAUCAGACAACGGACAUUUCACUUAUGAUGACAGGACUUACCCCCUCAAACAAGGAGUACUUCCCGACGGUCGUCAUAAAUGCUUUGCUCCAAAUUCUGAAGGACCCAUCCCUUGUUCAGCAUCAUGCCGUGGUCGUUGAGGCCAUCAUGCAAAUUUUCAGAACACUUAACAUGGAGUGUGUUCCCUUCCUGGACAAAAUUAUCCCCGCCUUCUUAGCGGUUAUUCGGAGCUCUCCUUCGACUAGACUCGAAUCCUACUUCAGUAACCUAAGCAUAUUGGUAACCAUAGUCAAGCAGCAUAUCAGGAACUAUCUUCCAGAUAUCGUAACUGUCUUGCAGGAGUAUUGGAAUGUGUCGCCCAGCUUACAAGCAAAUAUUCUUCAACUUGUGGAAGCAAUUUCACGGUCACUGGAAGGAGAGUUCAAGAUCUAUCUUGCAGGCCUCUUGCCACUCAUGCUUGGUGUACUUGAAAAGGAUACCUCGACAAGACGCUUGCCUUCCGAGCGAGUUCUACACGCAUUCCUGAUUUUUGGCUCUAGUGCGGAGGAAUAUAUGCACCUCAUUAUUCCCGUCAUCGUUAGUGUUUUCGAGAAGCCACAACAGCCUUCAUUUAUUCGAAAAUCCGCAAUAGACACCAUUGGCAAGAUUUCGCGGCAAGUCAAUUUGAAUGAUUACGCGUCCAAAAUCAUACAUCCAUUGGCGAGAGUACUAGGGGGUAAUGAUCCAUCGUUGCGCAUUGCAGCCCUCGACACUCUGUGUGCUCUGAUUUUUCAACUUGGCAAAGACUAUCUUCACUUUGCCUCAACGAUCAACAAGGUGCUUGCUGCAAACCAAAUCCAGCACCAGAACUAUGAACUCUUAGUUGCCAAACUUCAAAAAGGAGAGGUCCUUCCACAAGACCUCAACGCCGAUGACCGUUACCGCUAUCAAAAUGACGAUAGUGCCUCUAUAGAACCGUCUAACAAGAAACUUGACUCUAAUCCAGUUCAUUUGAAAGCUGCAUGGGAUGCCGCUGGUAAAUCUACAAAGGAGGAUUGGCAAGAAUGGAUGCGACGUAUCAGCUUGACCGUUUUGACUGAGUCACCUAACCAUGCCCUCAGAGCGUGUGCAUCGUUAGCAAGCGUGUAUCCCCCGCUUGCAAGGGAGCUGUUCAAUUCGGCGUUCGUGUCUUGCUGGAAUGAUCUAUUUGAACCAUAUCAGGAUGACCUGAUCCAGAACAUUGAGCUUGCCAUCAAGUCACCCCAGGUUCCGCCAGAGCUUCUUGGUAUCUUGCUUAAUCUGGCAGAAUUCAUGGAGCACGACGAUAAAGCUCUACCUAUUGAUAUCCGAGUUUUGGGACGUGAAGCUGGUAGGUGCCAUGCUUGGGCCAAGGCUUUGCAUUACAAGGAAUUGGAAUUUAUCCAGGACCAAUCCGGUGGAGCUGUCGAGGCACUGAUACAGAUCAAUAAUCAGCUCCAGCAAUAUGAUGCAGCUAUUGGUAUUUUACGCAAGGCCCAAACAUUUAAGGACGGUAUCAUCUUGCGCGAGACCUGGUUCGAGAAGCUUGAGCGUUGGGAGGAGGCCCUCGACUUCUACAAGAAACGUGAGCAAGAGCUCGGCGGUACUGAGAAAGUUGAAGUAAUCAUGGGCAAGAUGAGAUGUCUGCAUGCGCUGGGAGAAUGGGAAUCGCUCUCGACGUUAGCUCAGGAUCAUUGGCAUACCUCAACCCUCGAUGUCAAGAGAGCAAUUGCUCCUUUGGCUACGGCCGCCGCUUGGGGACUGAGACAAUGGGAUUUGAUGGACGACUAUUUGAGUGUUAUGAAGCCAAACACACCGGAUCGAUCAUUUUUCGGUGCCAUCCUUGCUUUGCACCGUAAUCAGUUCCGAGAAGCCGCUCUCUACGUACAGAAAGUUAGAGAAGGCCUCGAUACGGAAUUGAGUGCGUUGGUUAGCGAGUCGUAUAACAGAGCUUAUACCGUUGUGGUUCGGGUACAAAUGCUUGCCGAGCUGGAAGAACUUAUUGUCUAUAAGCAAAGCAACAACAACCCAGUCAAGCAAGAAACGCUACGACACACAUGGGAAAAGCGUCUUCUCGGCUGCCAGAGAAACGUGGAAGUCUGGCAAAGAAUGCUAAAGCUGCGUGCUUUGGUCAUCUCCCCUAAAGAGAACAUGCAGAUGGAAAUCAAGUUUGCAAAUCUUUGUAGAAACUCGGGGCGAAUGGGUCUCGCAGAACAGUCUCUGAAGAGUCUCAUUGGGAGUGAUGAGAGCUUGAACAUGAUGCUACCAAAUGCUGAUGGCGAUCUCCACCAGAAUGGGCGUCGCACAAAAAAUGUACCGGCUCACGUUCAAUAUGCUGUUCUCAAGUACCAUUGGGCGGCAGGGAAGAAAGCCCCGGCCUUGGCAGCAUUGAGAGAUUUGACAACAGAAAUGGCGGACCGGUUGGAUGCCGCUCAGAUGAGUGCCCAAGGUAUGAAUGGUGUCAACGAUCAUUUCAAUGGCAACGCGGGUCUCCUCACGAACGGCUACCCUCACAACAACAUGGGAGGUUCCGCAAGCCCAAUUUUGAACCCAAAGGCCUUGGCUGAACAUACGAAGCUUCUGGCCAGAUGUUGCCUAAAGCAGGGCGAAUGGCAAGUUGCCCAAAAGAAAGGCGACUGGCAACAUGACCAUGUUGAGGACGUUCUUUCUUCCUACCGCGCCGCUACUCAUUUCGAUCCUAGUUGGUACAAGGCUUGGCAUGCAUGGGCUCUUGCGAAUUUCGAGAUCGUCCAAGCUUAUACCAAUCGAAUAGAUCGAGAUAGCCGCAGUCUAGUCAUCCCUGCAAAUGUUCAGGUCGACCACGUCGUACCUGCUGUUCGUGGCUUUUUCAAGUCCAUUUCCCUCUCGGAGGGAAGCUCUUUGCAAGAUACCUUGCGACUUCUGACCUUGUGGUUUGCCCAUGGUGGAAGUGCAGAUGUUAAUGCAGCCGUUACGGAAGGUUUCGCUUCUGUCAGUGUCGACACCUGGCUGGAAGUCAUUCCUCAACUCAUCGCCAGGAUCAAUCAACCUAACCAACGCGUUCGUCAAUCGAUUCAUAAUUUACUGGCAGAUGUUGGCAGGGCUCAUCCACAAGCUCUCGUCUACCCUCUGACUGUAGCGAUGAAGUCAAGCUCCGACGAUCGCCGAUCAAAACAGCGCUCACAAGCUGCUGUACAGAUUAUGGACAGUAUGCGUCAGCACAGCGCAAGACUCGUUGAACAAGCAGACGUUGUAAGUCACGAGCUUAUCCGCGUUGCAGUACUAUGGCACGAACUUUGGCAUGAGGGACUUGAGGAGGCAUCGAGACUCUAUUUUGGUGACCGCAACAUCGAGGGCAUGUUCCAGACGUUGAAACCACUUCAUGACAUGCUUGACCUGGGACCCGAGACACUCAGAGAAAUCUCAUUUGCCCAAACUUUCGGCCGUGAUCUCCAGGAAGCUCGGGAAUGGUGCAAUGCGUACCGGCAAUCAGGAGAUGUCGGUGAAAUUAACUCUGCUUGGGAUCUCUACUACCAAGUUUUCAAGAGGAUUGCACGUCAACUACCCCAGCUUAAUAAUCUGGAGCUAGCUUACGUCUCUCCCAAGCUACUUCAUGCUCGAGAUUUGGAUUUGGCUGUUCCUGGCACAUAUCAAAGUGGCAAGCCAAUUGUUCGCAUCCUAAACUUUGAGACGAAUUUCAGUGUCAUCUCAUCAAAACAGCGGCCACGAAAGCUGAGCUUGAAUGGAAGCGACGGUAAACCUUACGCGUUCCUUCUCAAAGGGCAUGAAGAUAUCCGCCAGGAUGAACGUGUAAUGCAAUUGUUUGGCCUUUGCAAUACUCUCCUACAUGGCGAUUCGGAGUCCUAUAAGAGACACUUGAAUAUUCAGAGAUAUCCUGCUAUUCCGCUGUCACCGAGCUCUGGUCUUCUGGGAUGGGUUCCAAACAGUGACACUUUGCACGUCCUCAUUCGCGAGUACAGAGAAAGCCGCAAAAUUCUGCUCAAUAUUGAACAUCGCAUUAUGCUGCAAAUGGCUCCUGAUUACGAUAAUUUGACUCUGAUGCAAAAGGUUGAAGUGUUCGGAUAUGCGUUAGACAACACUACUGGUCAAGAUCUCUACCGAGUUUUGUGGCUCAAGAGCAAGAGCUCCGAAGCUUGGCUCGAACGACGAACGAACUACACACGAUCUCUGGGUGUCAUGUCCAUGGUCGGCUACAUGCUUGGUCUUGGUGAUCGGCAUCCUUCGAAUUUGAUGCUGGACAGAGUGACGGGCAAAAUCAUUCACAUCGAUUUCGGGGACUGCUUUGAAGUCGCGAUGCAUCGUGAGAAAUACCCAGAGCGGGUACCAUUCCGAUUGACUAGAAUGUUGACCUACGCAAUGGAGGUUGGCAAUAUCGAGGGAAGUUUCAGAAUCACUUGUGAGAACGUCAUGAGAGUGUUGCGUGACAACAAGGAGUCUUUGAUGGCUGUUCUUGAAGCUUUCAUCCACGACCCGCUCCUCAAUUGGCGUCUCACUGGCGACACCUCACCAGCUGGUCCAAAUUUCCGCUCCGAACAACGUGACUCUCUCAUGGCAGCACGGGACCGACGGCCUUCAAUCAUGGAUGCAGAGAUUCCACCCACGGCUCUCAUGGCUCAAGAUCCAAUAGCAGCUCCUGGCGGACCGCCAUCAUCCCGACCACGCGGAAGAACGAACUCCACAGCAGCAGGAAACAUGGGAAUCGAUCCUGAAAUGGCAGAGACGCAGAACGAACGAGCAAUGCAAGUUCUGAACAGAGUGAAGGAGAAGUUGGUAGGACGAGACUUCAAACCUGAAGAAGAAUUGUCAUACAUCGUGCAGGUUGACAAGUUAUUGACCGAGGCGACGAAGUUCGAGAAUCUGUGCCAGCACUACAUUGGCUGGUGUAGUUUCUGGUAA